UCGCUUGCGCCCCCUCCCCGUCCUUGCAGUUUUCCACUUCCAAGAUGGCCGCGGGCGGAGCCGAACAGUUUCUCCUUGGACCAAGAUGACUGAUGGAAACCUUUCCACCUCUACAAAUGGCGUAGCCUUGAUGGGCAUUGUGGAUGGUCGAUCAAGAAACUGUCUUCAGAACCUGCAACCCUUGAGUGUAAAAACACCCAGCUCCCUCUUGGUCCCUGAGUAUGGGCCCACACUAAAACUUGGUGCUUUGGACGAUCGACACAGCCUUCACUCAGUGGACUCGGGCAUUCCUACCCUGGAAAUUAGCAACCCAGAACCUGUCCCUUGCAGUGUGGUCCACGUGAAGAGAAAACAGUCUGAGUCAGAGAUCAUCCCUGAGCGAGCCUUCCAGAGCGCAUGCCCCCUUCCAUCUUGUGUGCACCCAGCUCCUACAGGCACUGAGCAGGAGCAGGCUGUGCGCAAGUCCUCCACAUUUCCCAGGACAGGCUAUGACUCAGUGAAACUCUACAGUCCCACCUCCAAGGCCCUGAGUCGCAGUGACAAUGUUUCUGUCUGCAGUGUGUCUAGUCUUGGUACAGAGCUAUCAGCCACACUGUCUGUUAGCAAUGAGGACAUCUUGGAUCUCAUGGUCACGAGCAGUUCCAGUGCUAUUGUGACCCUGGAGAAUGACGAUGACCCACAGUUUACUGAUGUCACCCUGAGCUCCAUCAAGGAAACCAGUGGCUUACCCCAGCAAGACUGUGUUGAUGAAACUGAGGAGGGGAUAAAAUUGAAAAUACUGGGGCCAUUUAGUAACUUCUUUACAAGGAAUUUGCUUGCUAGAAAACAAAAUGCAAGACUUGACAGACAAAGAGACUUGGGAUGGAAGUUAUUUGGAAAAGUCCCACUCCGAGAGAAUGCUCAGAAAGAUUCAAAGAAAAUACAAAAGGAAUAUGAAGACAAGGUUGGAAAACUGAGCAGGCCACCCUCUCCAAAGCAAAAUGUGAGGAAGAACCUGGAUUUUGAGCCAUUGUCCACCACUGCCCUCAUCCUUGAGGACAGACCUGCAAACCUCCCAGCAAAACCAGCUGAAGAAGCCCAGAAACACAGACAACAGUAUGAAGAGAUGGUGGUACAGGCUAAAAAACGAGAGCUUAAAGAAGCCCAGCGGAGGAAAAAACAACUGGAGGAAAGGUGCAAAGUUGAAGAAAGCAUUGGCAAUGCUGUCCUUACUUGGAAUAAUGAGAUCUUACCAAACUGGGAAACCAUGUGGUGCUCUAGGAAAGUUCGAGACUUGUGGUGGCAGGGAAUCCCUCCGAGUGUAAGAGGUAAAGUCUGGAGCUUGGCCAUCGGCAACGAGUUGAACAUUACCCAUGAGCUGUUUGACAUCUGUCUUGCCCGGGCCAAGGAGCGGUGGCGGACCCUCAGCAUGGGAGGCUCGGAAGUGGAAAAUGAAGAUACUGGAUUUCCAGCGGCAGACAGAGAGGCCAGCCUGGAGCUUAUUAAACUGGACAUUUCUAGAACGUUUCCUAGUCUCUGCAUUUUCCAGCAAGGUGGCCCAUAUCAUGACAUGUUGCACAGUAUUUUGGGCGCAUACACUUGUUACCGACCAGAUGUGGGUUAUGUCCAGGGUAUGUCCUUCAUAGCCGCAGUGUUGAUCUUGAACCUAGAUACUGCAGAUGCCUUUAUUGCCUUUUCUAAUCUUUUGAAUAAACCCUGUCAAAUGGCAUUUUUUCGAGUGGACCAUGGCCUUAUGUUGACUUAUUUUGCUGCAUUUGAGGUAUUCUUUGAAGAAAAUUUGCCGAAAUUGUUUGCGCAUUUCAAGAAAAACAACUUAACUCCAGACAUCUACCUAAUCGAUUGGAUCUUCACUUUGUACAGUAAGUCCCUGCCCCUGGACCUGGCCUGCCGUAUCUGGGAUGUGUUUUGUCGGGAUGGAGAGGAGUUCCUCUUCCGCACAGCCCUGGGCAUCCUGAAGCUGUUUGAGGAUAUUUUGACCAGAAUGGACUUCAUCCACAGUGCUCAGUUCCUGACCAGGCUGCCCGAGGACCUGCCAGCAGAUGAGGUGUUCGCAGCCAUUGCCACAGUCCAGAUGCAGAGUCGGAAUAAGAAGUGGGCACAGGUGCUGGCCGCACUGCAGAAAGACAACCGAGAAAUGGAGAAAGGAAGUCCAUCCCUCAGACAUUGAGGCUGCAGGUGUAAUUUUCACUUGCCACUGAAGCGGAUCUCUGAGUGACACCUGUGUGCUUUCAGACUGACACUUGGGAAGAACAGGGGCUCUUUCUCAUUGGAUUCCUGAUGCUGGAGUUGGCCUUAAACAAAGGAGCUUUAAAGAAUUAAACCUAUGUGCUCGCUUUGGCAGCACAUAUACUAAAAAAGAAUUAAACCUAGGCUUAGCCUUAAGCAGUUUAGUGGCCUGAUGUGCUGGCCUUGGCUGUGGCCAGCCACUGCGUUUUCUUUAUGGGUUAAGAUAGGUCAGUGGCUGUCCUCUCCCUCUCCUUUAUUUCAGCAGCAGUUAAUUAAAUUGCAAUGAUACUAUGCCAACUACAGGAAAGUACAUUACAUUUCUUCUUAGCCAAUACAUACAAGGAGUGGUCUUUAGGAACCCUCAGAGAUGUUAUUGGCUCAGAUUUUGGAAAAGAGAGGAAUUACUCAUUUAGUCACUGAGAUUACCUUUCCAGACCUGAAGGGCAACAUUUUAAACCUACUACCAAAGACAGCAUAAGGAAGAUGGGCCCUUCUAAGGUAGUUGCUGGUGAGUGUUCAUGGGCUCCUGCAAAUCCGCCUGACAUUUGUGUUGGCAUUUGACCAUGUUGCCUUGAUAAUUCCUUCAGGAAGGCUGAAAAUGCUUAUGAGGUUUCAGUGUGAACCUGUCCCUGACUCCACUCCUAGCGUCUAUCAAGCCCCAAUGGUUGGAGCAAGAGAGCUACUUGCCAAGAAGACCUGUGGACUAGAGACAGGUCCAAAAGCUGCUGGAAGCAGUCCCCUUUCUUACCUGUAUGUAUGGAGGCAGGUGCAGCUUCUGAAAACACGGCAGCGUAGAAGGUCAUUCUCCUGCUUUAGCAGGACAUCCUAAGUGUCAAUGGUUUCUCAUGCAUCUGGUAUUAAAAAAUGUGUUUCACCAACUGCUGGAAGGCCUGGGGAAUAAGCAGCAGCCCAGACAGUCCUACCAGAAUGCACACUAUCUGUACCAUUUUAACUGAUUUCCCCAAGGUAAUUGGUUUUUUGUUCUAGAUUUUCCUUGAUGAGAACUUACUAUAAGAAGUUUGAUUAUCCAAAUUCACAGAAAUAAGAAGUUUUUGCAUAGAACAGUGACUGUAGAAACAGGUUUCUACAUGGCCUACUAGUAUGCUGGUUCUUGGGGAUGUAGAAGGGAAGGCCAAAACUGAGACACAGUCAGCUGUUCAGCAAAUCCCACGUGGUUUGUACUCCACAGCCACCCUCAUUCAUGCCUCCCACCUCCAGAAAGCACCCCUGUAGUUUGAUCUUGUUCCUCUCACUGGGGAGCCCUUGACUGUGACCUUGCAACAUGCAUCAGAGGGACUUGGGCAGGCUAGAGGACAAGCCUCGUGGGAGCAUGACAAAUCUGCUGUGCCUGUUGGCAGUAUGUCAGCACAGCUGCAGGUUGUCAUCCUCAUGCCCGCCAUCCCCCUCCACUACUUGUUCUUUUUCCUGGAGUCCCAUUCAUACUCUCACAUGGCUUCUCCAGGGAGGCCUCCAAACAUCCUGGACAUGGCCCUGUGCCUCAACUUUGAAAGUCUGACUUCUUGGAGGAAGUACUGUCUUCACUGGCAGUCCAACAGCCUCCAGACCUAGCCAUUCCUAACAUCAAGAUGUUGAGUGUAACUCAGGCCCACUAGGCUGUAGGAAGUGGACUGCCUAGCCCUGUGUACUGUCCUUCCUCACAGAUGUACUUAGCUCUGUUCCAUGAUGUGAGUUUUCUGUUCUUUAAAGAUGUAUAUAUUUUCUUACUGCACAUAAAGAUACUCCUUUAGUAUGCAGAAUGAUGCAUCAGGGUUUGGGCAGCUUAUUUGAUGCCACUGUAGAGUUCCUGUGUAUUCACACCUCAGCUCUUCCAUUUCUUGUUUGUUGUCAACCUGGGCAUGCAUGAAGUUCUCAAACAAGACUCCACAGCAGCUCUGAGCAUUGACUGCUUUUCUUCUUGAGAAGAGACAAGCCUGGUGUGUUUUUAGGAGCCUUAGUGCUCACAUUCCUAUCUGCUGCACUGAGGGCUGCUGGCUGGCUCUUGCUGUAUGGGCUUCUGGUUGUCCUUAUCAUUUAGGUAACUUGAAAACAGACCCUGAAAGCUGCUCUGCAGAAGUCUGCCCUUCCCACCUCACCUGCCAUUGAUUGCCAGUCCUCAACUUCAGGGUGCUGGGCAGCUCACUGUAGAGGGCUGGCAGAGUGCACCUCCCGGCAUCCUGGGAGCAGUGCUUACUUCUAAGGUACUUCUUAAUUGCUCAGAUUUUGACUAUUUUAAAUAGUUUGCCCAAAAAAGUAACACUUGCUACAUAUCAUGUUUUAAUUGCGUGUACAGUUAACCCUUAUUUUAUUUAGUAACGUGUAUCAAAGUAGAACCUUUUGAAUUGUAAAUACAUGGUUUUAUUAAAAUAAAGUCAUGUAGAAUUGUUA
Messenger RNA from Jaculus jaculus (lesser Egyptian jerboa), 4611 nucleotides. RefSeq names its product TBC1 domain family member 14 (gene Tbc1d14). Bases 86 to 2167 code for a protein of 693 amino acids. The record is from RefSeq and is a predicted model, not a curated record. NCBI's taxonomy places the organism in Eukaryota, Metazoa, Chordata, Mammalia, Rodentia, Dipodidae. The transcript has 14 exons.